This is a messenger RNA of Phycomyces blakesleeanus NRRL 1555(-), 850 nucleotides long. RefSeq lists its product as hypothetical. The coding region runs from base 20 to 673 and encodes 217 amino acids. The transcript is spliced from 2 exons. Gene Ontology annotation, biological process: Golgi organization; intracellular protein transport; endoplasmic reticulum to Golgi vesicle-mediated transport. NCBI's taxonomy places the organism in Eukaryota, Fungi, Mucoromycota, Mucoromycetes, Mucorales, Phycomycetaceae. Gene Ontology annotation, cellular component: endoplasmic reticulum-Golgi intermediate compartment; endoplasmic reticulum; Golgi apparatus. The record is from RefSeq and is a predicted model, not a curated record.
GAAGAUCAAAAAAGAAACCAUGUCACAUCAUACAAUAUUCAUCUUACUACUGAGUAUCUUAAUCUCGCUUGUGGCUUUCCCAGAAAUCACAAAUGCAACUGCAUUAUCAUACAAUGUUGCUGCUCAUGAGACUGCAUGUUUUUACGUCUGGUCUGAUGCCCCAUCAAAGAAGCUCGGUUUCUAUUUCGCGGUUCAGUCGGGAGGAAAUUUCGAUAUUGAUUUUGACGUCAAGAGUCCCAGGGGAGAAAUUGUCUUGGAUGGUGAACGCAAGAGACAGGGAGACUAUGUAUUUACCGCACAAGACGUUGGAGAAUAUUCAUUCUGUUUCUCCAACAGCAUGUCCACCUUUGCCGAUAAAUUAAUAGAUUUUGAAAUCACUGUUGAGAGCGAAAUUAGAGAUAAUAUAGCAAAGAGCGAUAGCAGCAGCCAGACACCUCCAGUAGUCUCUACAAUGGAGGAUAUCCUCAAUCGCAUUGCACAGUCCUUGACCGAUAUUUCACGCACCCAGAAAUACUUCCGUACAAGAGAGAACCGUAACUCAAGCACAGUUUUAUCUACUGAAAGCAGAAUCUACUGGUGCGCCAUCUUUGAGAGUCUGGCUAUUGUCGGAAUGUCAGGUUUUCAGGUCUUUGUCAUUAGAAACUUCUUCAAGGCCAAGAAGGGAGGCGUAUAAUAGAUUAAAACGAUGUACUCCUGUGAAUUGUAGUAUAUAUACAUAUAUACAUAUAUACACAUAUACACAUAUAUAUUUAUUAAAAGAUAAACCAAAAUAUACGUCUUUUUAUAAUAUAAAUCAUUUUUGUACACAAUUUCAUUUGAAUAAUUAUUAUUAUCUUGUAUAAAUUAUGUU